GGUAGGUAGAUGGGUAUUAACGGCGCAUGGGGCCACCGGCUGAAACACUGCAACUUGAACUACGAUCCACUGUCUCAUCCAUAGUCUUGGUACUGAUACUGGCAUACAGACGACGGCUUCCCUUCCAGGACAUCACUUGCCUCUCGGUCGCCUCCGUCUGCUCCUCUCCCACAGCCUUGACACCGAGAACAAACUCCCCCUGUCCGACCUCUAUUCCUGAGCGCAGCCUUGUCGAUCUCCCUUAUCUCCUCUCCCAGAGAACCGCGAUCACCAUUGGUUUGUGGGUUAUCUGAACGCUCACACAUCCUGCCGCCGCGAUGUCAUCGCAGGCUGGAGCCGCGGCGCAGAAGCCUCAGAUCCAGCCUUGUCGGUACAAGACAGGGAAAACGCUGGGUGCGGGCUCAUACUCGGUGGUCAAAGAGUGUGUCCACAUAGACACGGGUCGAUACUAUGCCGCCAAAGUCAUCAACAAGCGACUCAUGGCCGGGCGAGAACAUAUGGUGCGCAACGAGAUUGCAGUGCUGAAACGGGUGUCGGUGGGACACCGCAACAUUUUGACACUCGUCGACUACUUUGAGACGAUGAACAAUUUAUACCUGGUGACGGACCUAGCACUGGGAGGAGAAUUGUUUGACCGCAUAUGCCGGAAGGGCUCAUACUACGAAUCGGACGCGGCCGACCUCAUUCGAGCCACUCUAUCCGCAGUAGCAUACCUGCACGAUCACGGCAUUGUGCAUCGGGACCUCAAACCAGAGAACUUGUUGUUCAGGACACCCGAAGACAAUGCAGACCUUUUGAUUGCGGAUUUCGGCCUGUCGAGGAUCAUGGACGAGGAACAGUUCCACGUUCUGACCACGACAUGCGGUACACCCGGCUACAUGGCGCCCGAAAUUUUCAAGAAGACCGGACAUGGUAAACCUGUGGACAUCUGGGCCAUCGGUGUCAUCACUUAUUUUCUUCUAUGCGGCUACACGCCUUUCGACCGCGAAAGCAACCUUGAAGAAAUGCAAGCCAUCCUCGCCGCAGACUAUUCGUUCACACCGGAGGAAUACUGGCGCAAUGUGUCGCAAACGGCACGAGACUUUAUUGAUCGGUGUUUGACCAUCGAUCCUCGAGCCCGGAUGACGGCACACCAAGCUCUGCAGCACCCCUGGAUCAAACCUGAGGACCCCACCAGCCCCGAAAAGGGCGCCGAAGAGGGCCAGGACUUACUCCCGACGGUGAAGAAGAAUUUCAAUGCUCGUCGCACUCUUCAUAAGGCCAUCGACACCGUCCGGGCGAUUAACAAACUCCGGGAAGCUGGUGGAUUGAUGGCCGGCCAGAUGGACGGCGCCAUGAGCGUGGAUCCUAAACCAAAGUCGGAAAUUGUCAAUGGCAGUAAAGUGCUCAACGACCAGGGCCAGGUCAUUCAUGGCGAGGAGGCUAGAGGCCCCGUCACCUCGCAACAGCACUCCGAGGCUAAUGAUGGUGGACAUGGCCCAGACGCCAUGGAGAUUGAUUCUCGCGGCAAUGCUCGCGGUCAAACUGAGGACCAAAUCCGGCGGCAACAGGAGAAAAUCGCCAAUACUGUUAGCGGGCUAUGGGGACGCAGGCAUUGAUGAAGACGAAAGCGGGUCUAUCCCUCCGUCCUCGUCUUCGCCGGUCGAAUGCCGUAGACAGAAAGCCAACAACCUAUAAAAAAAGGUCAGGGAUUGGCCACGGCACUCAGUGAUGAUGACCGAGACAACAACAUAUCAGUUCCCUUUGUAGUUGCUCAAGAUAGGACGGGCAGAUGGCCGGGUAACGUGUCUGUUUUCUGUGUGUGAACGACGCAACGCAGGCUUAUUUCAUGCAUGUCCAAGUCAACCGUGGGUUUACAGAGGCGCGGGCUGUCCGGCUCUCAGGUUCUCAUGCUCUCAUUCGGGAAUGGUCCAGGGAAUCGGAAUCGGAUCAUAUGCCCGCAAAUUUCGAGACGUCAGAUACAGUAACAUGAAUACUACUAGGUAUCUAUGAUGACCAUGAAUAAUGCGAUACAUCACACUCACACAGCGAGAGUCACUUAUAGUAGGCGGACAAUAGAAGAAUAGCACAAAACAGGUCCAGGCCCAGGUCGU
Messenger RNA from Exophiala dermatitidis NIH/UT8656, 2093 nucleotides. Its product is annotated as Ca2+/calmodulin-dependent protein kinase. Bases 318 to 1598 code for a protein of 426 amino acids. The transcript has 6 exons. The record is from RefSeq and is a predicted model, not a curated record. Lineage: Eukaryota; Fungi; Ascomycota; Eurotiomycetes; Chaetothyriales; Herpotrichiellaceae. Gene Ontology annotation, biological process: protein phosphorylation; cellular response to oxidative stress. Gene Ontology annotation, molecular function: calcium/calmodulin-dependent protein kinase activity; calmodulin binding; ATP binding.